Molecule: messenger RNA, 1536 nt
Organism: Aplosporella prunicola CBS 121167
Lineage: Eukaryota; Fungi; Ascomycota; Dothideomycetes; Botryosphaeriales; Aplosporellaceae
Exons: 4
Coding region: 1-1536 (511 amino acids)
Source: RefSeq, a predicted model, not a curated record
AUGUCUAGGGCUGGGCUGAUAAAGGAACUCUUUAGCAUUCCUGAAGCUUCAGUGGUACUUGCAAGCGCCCUAGGUGCCAAUAUCGUCGAUUUAAUCACCUGUUAUUCCAUGCUCUUAGUUUGCAGAAUCAUCUCGGCCUCCAAGCGUCAUAGAGAACAAUACUACACAUUAAUUGGGCAUUGCUCUAUUGCUCUACAUCUCGUACUUGUCAUCCUUCGCGCUGUGAUUUUACCACCUUUACUGUUGUCUCUUAUCUACGGCCUAAUCUUCCCAACAUCUGAAGUAUCUGCCGGUGGUAACUACAACCUUGUUUUUCUUGCUCCUUCGUACCGAAGAUUUCUCAGUCCAGCAAAAUGGUCUUCUGGUUCCAGACCUGAUUUUUUUCAUGGAUCAUUUCAACUUCACACGCUAAUCCCUUACACUCCGCUAUCUCUAUACAUGCCGCGAGCUGGUUUCCUCUGGACGGACAACCUUAUAUGGAGGGAAGAGUUCGGUGUCUUUGGCUCCACUCCUGGCCUAGACUUGUUGCAGAGCAGCUUAGAAAACGAACCUCACCGGGCAUUUUUUGCUGAUCCUAUUGGCCGCCGCCAUCCAUGGGUACUUCAAUUAGCUUCAGUUCCGGUCGAAUCAGACGCGACUCAGCAAGCCUAUAAACGCAGCGGCAGCUCUCUUGUGUCCGAGGACGCAGUUUUCCUUCGCAGUCGAGUCACCGGAAGAUUUUUAGGCGUUGUGCAAGGGAAGCCUUCUAUUGUCGACAGUGAAAUGGUGUACCUUCCCCUAUCCCGCGAACACGAUCUUAUUCAUAUUUGUUAUAUUGGUGGAAAUGAACGUAUCAGACUGACAUUUCCGCAACUCUCUAGAACCUACCCUGAUUCUUCCAUUAACACCACUUGGGUUCUAUACUAUGACCAACAUCAUGAUUCGGGGCUGAGUCUAUAUAACCCUUCGCAAAACUGCUAUCUGGCCACCAGCUUCCGCACCUACAUUGAUUACGAUGGUUAUGCAUCCAAGAACGACACAGUACAGCAUGUAAUUAAUCGCGUGUUGGAAGCGACUUGUACACGCGGAGCGAGCGAGCAAGCUUCUACUUUCUGGGUCAUCGAAGGUAACCCACAGAAUCUCGACUAUAACGGCUUCCCGCCACUACGCCGUGGCUUUGCUCUUCUUAGGGCUCUUUCGGACCUGCGGAGAUGGCGGAGAAAGUAUACCAUGUUAUUGGAGCUUCCCGACCCUUUCAAAUCCCAGAGGCAACACGCUCAUGAAUAUCAGCUAGCGAUUCCACUUGUCGAGGAAGCCGUCCUGAGUUUCUUUCUGUUCCUUCAUGCUUAUUGGUGUUUGUGUCGCCGGCGGAAGUGGAGAUGGAUCACGUUGAGAAGUGACGAUGGAGAAAGGCUAAGAACAAACAUCUUUGUUUUUGUUGUCCCAGUUUGGGUACAUGUUGGUGCUUACUGGCUCUUCAAAUUGAACAGGACGUAUAGCGGACAGUUUAUGGUGGUACUUGCUAUGUCGGGGAUAAAGUUGCUUCUUUUUAGUUAA